This is a messenger RNA of Callithrix jacchus (white-tufted-ear marmoset), 9844 nucleotides long. It is a transcript of the gene MCC, whose product is annotated as MCC regulator of Wnt signaling pathway. Gene Ontology annotation, biological process: negative regulation of canonical Wnt signaling pathway. The record is from RefSeq and is a predicted model, not a curated record. Gene Ontology annotation, molecular function: calcium ion binding. Lineage: Eukaryota; Metazoa; Chordata; Mammalia; Primates; Cebidae. Gene Ontology annotation, cellular component: cytoplasm.
AAACAACAAUUCUUAAUUAUUAACUUCACAGCUCUGGGGGUUGGUUAGCCAGUUUUGCUCAGGGUCUCUAAUGCAGUUGCAGCAUCCAGAGCUCAUGUCUGGCACCUAGUCUGGGAAGAUUCAAAGAUCCGGGGGCUAGAAUAGCUUUAGCUCUUUGGUCAUCUCUUUUUUUUUUUCUUUACAUGCUUUCUCUAAAUGUUUUCUCCUGCUUCAGGGUAGCCAAACUUCUUUUCAGGAAGCUCAGGGCUUCAAAGAUGUGUGUUCCAAGGGAGAGAACCAGUGAAAUCUUCAUUGCCUUUUCUAACCUAGCCUCAGAAGUCAAGGCAAUCACAAGUUUAGUCAGCUUUAGGGGAAGCAACAGACUCCACUUCUUGAUGAGGGAUGCACAAAAAAAUCUAUGAACAUAUUUUAAAACCACCAGAGAACUUCACAGGCCUCUGGCAGAAAAUCUAGGACAGAAUAAUGAGUCAUUCACUAAACCACAAAUUGCUUCAUUGUGGUUCCCCUUUGGCUACGGGGGAAUAGUGCAGUGUUUAAAGGCUCCUGCUCUGGCCUUAGGCUGCCUGGGCUUGCCUCUGCCCUGACACUUACUAAACCUGGAACCUUGACCAGGUCUUGGCACCUCAGGUUUCUUAUCUCUAAAUUGGGAACAAUGAGAGCUAACAUUUGUUGAGCACUUAGUAAGUGUCGGACACUGUCCUAAGUGCAUUAUGUAUGUUCUCCUUUUAUACUCAAGAUACCCCUAUGAGGUACUUAUCUAUUAAUACUUCCUAAGUCGUAGGAUUGAUAGUAAAAGAGGCAUCUUCCAGGUCUGUAGUGUGGAUCAAAUGAGACCAACUAUUAUGUUUGCUCUUGGCACUAUUAAAGCUGUCGGGGACAAAUUCUAGUGAUGCCCGGCCAGUACAGUGAGCCGUUUCCAGAAAUGGACCCAACCUGCACAAUGCCACACAGGACUGCAGACCGUUCCCAAUACAGAGUGGAAGCCAAGAUCAGGGCUGCGAGGGCCAGGUUUCUUGACAGGUGUCAAAAUUUCAUAAAAAGGCCAGUCAUUCCGGUUCUCACUGGGUGAUAUGGGUACAAAACCUGGAACAUUCCUGGAAAGUGAGAUGACAAGCCCCGUUUUGAGUUUGCAGAACGGGAAUUUUGAUGAUUUUUCUGGAAAAGGAAUCCACGACUCCCGGCGGUUGGAGUUCCACCAGGAGAACACCCGUCCUCUGCCUGAAGCGUCCCUAAGUGUCCAGGGCCCGCGUCGUGGCCAGAUGCACAAUGCUGACACCCUUCCCGGGGCCCUCUAGUGUAUUCUGCCUCCUCUCGCGUUCCCGUUGCCACCCUUGGCUUCCUGACUGCUCCAGCCACCUUCCCCUCCUCCCUCUUCCCUGAGGUGCUCACUCGGGCGAUUCCAGGGCGCCCAUCUUCCCAGCCCGGGCAAAACCCGGAAAGGUGGAAUCCCUCGCCCGGAGCGCCCCGGCGGCCACUGGGCAUGCUCCAUUGUCAGGCAGGUUCGGGGCUGCAGGCAGCUUGCGCUCCCGGCGGAUUCCUGCAGCGGCCGCGCGUCCUCCUCCUCCCAAGCAGGGAGCGGGCGCAUGAUGGCGGCAGCGGCUGCUGGGAGCGCCAGCAGCGGCGGCGGCGGCGGCGGCAGCAGCGACACGUCCAGCACCGGCGAGGAGGAGAGGAUGCGGCGCCUCUUCCAGACGUGCGACGGCGACGGGGACGGAUACAUCAGCAGAAAUGACUUGCUAAUGGUGUGUCGACAAUUGAAUAUGGAAGAGUCUGUGGCUGAGAUCAUGAACCAAUUGGGAGCAGAUGAAAAUGGGAAGAUUUCCUUUCAGGAUUUCACAAGAUGCCGCAUGCAACUCAUUCGAGAAAUUAGAAAGGAGGAAGUAGAUCUUUCUGCAAAGUCAGACAACUCCUGUACAAAGAAGCUGAGGGAUAGAAUUGCUUCCUGGCCCACGAGCAGUGACAACAGUUUGGGUGCCUUAUCAGCAGCCAGGGAGAGCUGGGAAUACGAUUCUGGUGCCAGGGACCUCCAGAGCCCGGAUGUGCAGAGCCAGUCAGCCCUCCAGAAGCUGCUCGAGUAUGGCGGAAGCUCUUUGCAUCAGCAGGCUGCUCUCCACAAACUGCUCACGCACUCCCUGCAUGUUGGCAACUCUGUAGGAGGAAGCUACCUAGAGCUGGCCAACACGCUCCAUUCGGCAGCCCUGGCAUCACUAAAGGGAGAUAUAGUGGAGCUUAAUAAACGUCUCCAGCAAACAGAGAGGGAACGGGACCUUCUGGAAAAGAAAUUGGCCAAGGCACAGUGCGAGCAGUCCCACCUCAUGAGAGAGCAUGAGGAUGUCCAGGAGCGAACGACACUUCGCUAUGAGGAGCGCAUCACAGAGCUCCACAGCGUCAUUGCAGAGCUCAACAAGAAGAUAGACCGUCUGCAAGGCACCACCAUCAGGGAGGAAGAUGAGUACUCAGAACUGCGAUCAGAGCUCAGCCAGAGUCAACACGAGGUCAACGAGGACUCUCGAAGCAUGGACCAAGACCAGACCUCCGUUUCCAUCCCCGAAAACCAGUCUACCAUGGUCACCGCUGACAUGGACAACUGCAGUGACCUGAACUCCGAACUGCAGAGGGUGCUGACAGGGCUGGAGAAUGUCGUCUGCGGCAGGAAGAAAAGCAGCUGCAGCCUCUCUGUGGCCGAGGUGGACAGGCACAUCGAGCAGCUCACCACGGCCAGCGAGCACUGCGACCUGGCGAUUAAGACAGUCGAGGAGAUUGAGGGGGUGCUUGGCCGGGACCUGUAUCCCAACCUGGCUGAAGAGAGGUCUCGGUGGGAGAAGGAGCUUGCUGGACUGAGGGAAGAGAAUGAGAGCCUGACCGCCAUGCUGUGCAGCAAAGAGGAAGAACUGAACCGGACCAAGGCCACGAUGAAUGCAAUCCGGGAGGAGCGGGACCGGCUCCGGAGGAGGGUCAGAGAGCUACAAACUCGACUACAGAGCGUGCAGGCCACAGGUCCCUCCAGCCCUGGCCGCCUCACUUCCACCAACCGCCCGAUUAACCCCAGCACUGGAGAGCUGAGCACGAGCAGCAGCAGCAAUGACAUUCCCAUCGCCAAAAUUGCUGAGAGGGUAAAGCUAUCAAAGACGAGGUCUGAAUCUUCAUCAUCUGAUCGGCCAGUCCUGGGCUCAGAAAUCAGCAGCAUAGGGGUAUCCAGCAGUGUAGCGGAACACCUGGCCCACUCACUUCAGGACUGCUCCAACAUCCAGGAGAUUUUCCAAACACUCUACUCACAUGGAUCUGCCAUCUCAGAAAGCAAGAUUCGAGAGUUUGAGGUGGAAACAGAACGGCUGAACAGCCGCAUUGAGCACCUCAAAUCCCAAAAUGACCUCCUGACCAUAACCCUGGAGGAAUGUAAGAGCAAUGCCGAGAGGAUGAGCAUGUUGGUGGGAAAAUACGAAUCCAACGCCACGGCGCUGAGGCUGGCCUUGCAGUACAGCGAGCAGUGCAUCGAAGCCUACGAACUCCUCCUGGCACUGGCCGAGAGUGAGCAGAGCCUCAUCCUGGGGCAGUUCCGAGCAGCGGGCGUGGGGUCCUCCCCUGGAGACCAGUCGGGGGAUGAAAACAUCACUCAGAUGCUCAAGCGAGCUCAUGACUGCCGGAAGACAGCUGAGAACGCUGCCAAGGCCCUGCUCAUGAAGCUGGAUGGCAGCUGCGGGGGAGCCUUUGCCGUGGCCGGCUGCAGUGUGCAGCCCUGGGAGAGCCUAUCCUCCAACAGCCACACCAGCACAACCAGCUCCACAGCCAGUAGCUGUGACACCGAGUUCACUAAAGAAGACGAGCAGAGGCUGAAGGAUUAUAUCCAGCAGCUCAAGAAUGACAGGGCUGCAGUCAAGCUGACCAUGUUGGAGCUGGAAAGCAUCCACAUCGAUCCGCUCAGCUAUGACGUCAAGCCCCGGGGAGACAGCCAAAGGCUGGACCUGGAAAACGCCGUGUUGAUGCAGGAGCUCAUGGCCAUGAAGGAGGAGAUGGCUGAGCUGAAGGCCCAGCUCUACCUACUGGAGAAAGAGAAGAAGGCCCUGGAGCUGAAGCUGAGCACACGGGAGGCUCAGGAGCAGGCCUACCUGGUGCACAUCGAGCACCUGAAGUCCGAGGUGGAAGAGCAGAAGGAGCAGCGGAUGCGGUCCCUCAGCUCCACCAGCAGCGGUGGCAAAGACAAACCUGGCAAGGAGUGUGCCGAUGCUGCCUCCCCAGCUCUGUCCCUAGCCGAACUCAGGACUACGUGCAGUGAGAGUGAACUGGCUGCGGAGUUCACCAACGCCAUCCGUCGAGAAAAGAAGUUGAAGGCCAGAGUUCAAGAGCUGGUGAGUGCCUUGGAGAGACUUACCAAGAGCAGUGAAAUCCGACAUCAGCAAUCUGCAGAGUUCGUGAAUGAUCUAAAGCGGGCCAACAGCAACCUGGUGGCUGCCUAUGAGAAAGCAAAGAAGAAGCAUCAAAACAAACUUAAGAAGUUGGAGUCUCAGAUGAUGGCCAUGGUGGAGAGACAUGAGACUCAAGUGAGGAUGCUCAAGCAAAGAAUAGCUCUGCUGGAGGAAGAAAACUCCAGGCCACACACCAAUGAAACUUCACUGUAAUCAGCGCUCAGGCACCGGAGUUCUGCCCAUGAGAGCUAAACCACAGCAGGCCACUGAGGACAGAAAGUACUGGAGACAAAGUACUUGUUGGGAGGAGAAGGAAAGGGAAGGCUGGCAGGUAGGUUGGCACUUGGACAAUGGAGUGCCCCAAUUCAGCCUUUGGGGCAAUUGGCCACGGUGACACUGUGGACUGUAUCCAGAGGUGCCCGCUCUUCCUUCGCGGGCCCACGACAGCGUGUAAACACAAGGUCUGUGCCUGCUCAGCAGAACCUCGUUUCUGCUUUCAGCACUCACUCCCUCCUCUUCUGGUCUGGCGGCUAUGCAUCAGCGGGAUCCCAAACAUGUUUCUGUAAGAUUUUCCAUGCUAUCCUCUUUCUGGUAGAUGGUGGGCUUAUCUUCUAUCAUCUCGUUUCUCCUCUUCCCUCCUGCUUCAUGGGAAAACUGACACACAGACCUGUGUGUGCCUCCUGCAUUUAAAAGGACUGCUGAUUUGCCUACUGCAGCAAGGCUUUGGUUUUCAAGUCUCAGGACUCAACUUUAAGAUAGAAUCAGUCAUAAGAGGCGUUCUCUGGGAGUUACAGGUCAUGGGAAGAGGGUAGACAGGUGUUACUUACAGUCCCAGAUACAUUAAAGUUACAAAUAGACCACCGUCAGGACUGUGCCUGAACAAUUUUGUAUUGAGAGAAUAAAAAUUUCCUUCAGCCUUCAUUUUGGAAGCAGGGCUGGGAAGGGAGCACUCUCUUGAUUCUGGGAUUUCUCCCUCUCAGUGGAGCCUUAUUAAUAUCCAAGACUUAGAGCUGAGAAUCUUUUUGAUGCCUGUAGUGGAACGAAAAUUUUAUCAGGGGUUUCUUCAAGAACAGAGAAGCAUUAUUAACACUUCCCACCCCAGGGCAAUACAUAAUUGCUGUUCUGUUGAAUCAAAUCUCUUCCACAUGAGUACUUUUGUAGCUCUGGAAUCUACCUAAGGACAAGACACAGGGGAUACUGAACAUUGGGCAAAACUGAUCACCCCUACUUAAGAGUGCUGCUUAACCCCUGCUUCAAGACUUAGCUCCUGCUGUCAUGUCAGGGACAGGGUGAGGGAAUGGUUGCUAAGGCUUCUUUUUUUGCCCCUAGAUACAUGAUGAUGGUUAGCAUAUGGUGCCUAAAAGAUUAAAUUUCAAGCAAAAUGCUGAGAGGACUAGGCAGGACCAAAGUACCUGAAUUCUUUCAGGAAGGUCUUCCAUCUUAAAUUCAUUAUUCUUUUUCUGCUGUAACCUUCAGUUUUACCCCUUCUCCUUCAGUUCUAUACUGAUACACUUAAAGGACCAUUCCUGUUUUUUUUUUUUUUCUGUAGCACCAGAGAAUCCAUCCAAAGUUCUCUAUGAAAAAUGUGUUUGAAUGCCACAGUUGACUACAAAUUAAAGUUGAUGAGGUUUUUGCAGUAGAAUCUUUACGUCCAUGAGCUAUGGGUGGGUCAAUUUUCAGAGCAUGAUACAAAUUCUACGCCUUCUGUUCAAUGGAGGAUAUCCAGCCACCAAUCCGGAGGGCAGACAGUUCUAUCCUAAAAGCAACCACUGAGAGACCAGAGUGAGACUGCCCAUUUCCAAACGAAACAAAAAAAAUCAACUGGUUAUCAGUCUGGAAGGACCACCUUUGGGGUGCUCUGAUUACUCUGAAAAUGCCCACUGGUGUCUAUCAAUCAUUUGGUCAAAGUUCCUGUGAUUUUUUUUUUUUUUUUUUUUUGAGAUGGAUUCUCACUCUCAUCACCCAGGCUGGAGUGCAGUGGUGCAAAUGGUGUUAUCUUGGCUCACUGCAACCUCCGCCUCCCAGGUUCAAGCAAUUCUCCUGCCUCAGUCUCCUCAGUAGCUGGGAUUACAGGUAUUUGCCACCACACCUGGGUUAUUUUAGUUUUUUUUUUCUUUAAGUAGAGACGGGGUUUAACCAUGUUGGUCAGGCUAGUCUUAAAUUCCCGACUGCAGGCAAUCCACCCACCCUAGCCUCCCAAAGUGCUGGGAUUACAGGCAUGAGCCAUUGUGCCCCGCCACUGUUAUGAUUUUUAAAAAAUCAAUUUUCACUUUUUGUAUAAAGCUGCAUUUUGUCAUGAGGAAAAUGUUUUGGCUGAAACACAUAUACCAAAAAAAAGAAAUAUAUGAGUUUUCACCAUUUUUCCAGCUUGCCUAAGGAAAUGUUCUCCCCUGAGCAAAUUGGGAUGUGCAUGGCUUUCUCUUUUGUGAUUAAGCAGGCAUCAAAUGGACAAUUUUCAUUUUCACCAACGCAAGAAUAAAAUCCUGCCUACUGACUUCUGCCUCCAUUCUUGCUCCAGGUAAAAUCGGAGAACCUUCCCUUCUUGGCCCUGUAAUUCCUCCAGGCAGAAAAGGCUUCAGCUCCUCUGUUAAGGGCCCCAGUGUUACGCAUCCUACCUGAUCUUAGUUUAAUACUUUCAAAUAUGUGAUGAUUUGGGUAAAAACUAUUUUGCAGGCAAAAGUGUUACUUUUACUUUUAUAAAUAUGUAUAAUAAAAAAGCUAUAAAAGUUUUUCCUUUCCUUGUAUUUUUCAAAUAAUCCCCAAGACAUUCCUUGUUGAAGGUGAACUAGCAGGCACUUCAUUAUACUAAUUGUGGGAGCUACUGUAUACUGAUUAAAUAAAUACUUGCAGGUGCCUGGGUAAUUUUCCUUUGUGUAUAAUCUGGCUCUACCUGAAUUUUUCUCUAAAUAAGAGCUGGUUUACAUUAACAUCUCCAUUGGGGGUAAACAAUGAACUUGAGUCUAACUUACAUGAAGUUAAAAACCUUCAGAUCUCAUAUUUUGAAUUGUUUCCUCAGUGGUUACCCCCACUUUUAGUCAGUAACCAUCUCUGUUCAGAGUUCAGUCUUUGACUUUUUAAAAGAAAUGGGCACGGAGCAAAAGGACCCAUUUCACAGUUCUCUUGGAGUGUAUUUCCCAUUGUGGGGCUGAGGCAAACAAAACCAACUGCACAAAUCACAAGCAAAAGAGACUUCUGUUCAUGGUUGGAGGGCCAUCAGCGUGUGAGCUUACCAGCUACAAAACCUGUCAUGGACUGAGAAGCAGUAAGAUUCCUUUUUGAAACUUGCAUCACUCUCAUCUGCUGGCUUGUCAGCUUUCUGAAGUUGAUAUCCAUGCUGCCUGAAACCGAAAUGUUCAUUUAAAAAAUUAAGUACCAGUUAAACAUAAUUGCUUAAUUCUCCUUUCAGAUGCAUGGACUAAGUCUUCUCUAAGCUUGCAGCAAAUUAUUAAAGGGAUCUCGGAGAGUUCUAAGUCAGAGCCUUGACAUUCUACUCCAAAAGGCAGUCCAAAUUAGAGCACAUAGGCUUUUUCCUUAAAACUGUUAGGGAGUAGUAAGAAAUUUACCACUCUAAGGAAAACAUGGAACUAUAUGAAAGUCUUCUAGUUCCUAACUGGAUACAGAUUAUUUUAAAUGAAAAAAAAAAAAAAAAAGCCCUAUAGUUACCUAUUGGACUGUCUGUCACUGGCAUGAAUUAAAGAACCUCCAUAGCUGGUUGUUCCCGUCUAAGGUGUUCCUGCAGCCCACAAGAAUUAUCCAGCAAUCACUUUUUAAGUCUAUCAGUCAACCUUAAAGCUCUUAAGAGUUUGAAUUAUCAAGCUUUCAAAUAAAUUGAUAUCAAGAUAAUAAAAAAAAGUAAUUUCUGGAAGUGUCCUUUCCUCCUUAAGGCUUUAAACCAUUUGCAAAUUCUUAAUUGGGAGUAUGUCCCAUUCAUUCUAUUAAAACUAUUUAUAGCUCCACCUACUUCUAGAUUCAGCAAACAGAACUAUUAGUUAGAAUAUUUUUAGAGCCAGACAGUAAGAGACCUUUGUAAUGGUUGAGAUUUCUGCACUGACCUUGAUUAGGGUGCAGUCAUAAGACUGCCAAAGUUUUUAGCAGGGGAUGGAGAGGUGGAACAUAAGUAACUUUUUUUCUGCAGAAGGUGAUGGCUUUGUAGAACACUAUAAAAAUUUUCAGAAAAACAUUUAGCAGUUUUUCUUAUCCAAUGGGAACAGCCUAUCUGACAAGGAAUGAUACAAGUUUGACUCACCUUUGAGCACUCUAGAGUUUAUAGAAGAGGCGUAACUGGUUACAAAACAAAAAUUAUGCCUUCACUACCCAGUUCUUAAAGUUUAUCUACAUCCUACAAAUCUUAAAAGUUUAUGAACCUGUGGUCUUCAGAAGUAUCUCCUGUUUCACACACCUGAAAUUACUCUCUAAGCUAAUACAUUUGUAUUCUCUAAGAAAUAAUGCUGACCAUUGUCACCACAGCAUCACUAAUCUCUCAGUGGCUGUUAAAAUAUAAACAAGUGGAAAAGAGUACAAAAGUUGAAUAGCAGCUGUUCAUGUAUUUUUGUUUUGCUAAUACCGGUGUAGAGAGAGACAGUUUCACAUGCAGGCCAUUAUACAUUUUUGCUUAAGGGUUACACUGGGUAAAUUCUCUGUCACUUUACAUCUGGGUGAGAUUUUGCACGUGACCAUGACAAAAACAUCAUUCAGUCCCAGAAACAGCAACUACUAUAAAAAACCACAUCCUUAACUAGUACCGUCAUCUUUCCAUGGUCAUUCAUCUGCUAAUCAUAUGAAAUACCAGCUCAGCAAAACAAAGCAAGUUAUAUACAAAAUUUCAUGACCCCCUGCCAGUCACACUAAUCCCCUACUUAGUAAUUCUUGCUCUACCACUUUUGCACUUUUUGCAAAUCAAAUUCAUGUGGAAAAAUGUUCUGUUUGUAGAACUCAUAGUAUUCACUUAUAGUGCUGUCAGGACCGCCAAGUGAAUAAGAGCCCCUGAUAAUCUGCUUUAGUGGACAUAAAACAUGUCCACUUCUUUUCUAGUUCUAAUCAGUUUUUAGACAUCUUAUCACGACUUACUUACUUUGCAUGAGAUUUGUUUCCUAUUAUUUGAAAAUGUGCUAUACACUUGAAUUAGAAAAACCUGCUUGAAUGUAUUGUCAGUUAUUAAAGCACAUGCGACUAAUUUGCAUUUGUCAGUAUUGUUCUGUUUGUACUGAAAAGUCUCAUUUUAAAAUUACUACUUAAUACUGUACUAUACCUUGUAAUUUUUUAGAUUCUUCACUUGUACUCUCUAAAUGUUUCCAGAUGCCUUUAGCUUUAGCUGCUUGUAAAAUAGCUACUUUGCGUUAUUUGAUAUAGAAUUGUUUUUUUUAAACUCCAUUUAUUUAUACAGAGACAUUUAUAAUAUUUUACAAACAUUCUUAUAUUCUGAAUAAAUAUUUCUAAUUCCA